Molecule: messenger RNA, 254 nt
Organism: Dentiscutata erythropus
Lineage: Eukaryota; Fungi; Glomeromycota; Glomeromycetes; Diversisporales; Gigasporaceae
Source: the annotation of a GenBank genome assembly
UUAAAUAAUGGAAGACCACCAAAGUAUCCUGAAUUAGAAAAUGAAAUUUAUGGUUGGGUAAAAGAAUUGCGAAGCGCACUUAAACCUGUAACACGAGCAAUGAUGCGGGAUUAUUAUAACAAUUGGCUAGGCAAUGGUAUCUUAACUUACACUAAGACAGGUCGUAUUCAAUGCUCUGCAUAUAAUUUGAUUGCUCAAUGGAUACUUCAGGCAUGGAAUGAAAUUGAUCCUAACCUUAUACGAAAAGCUUUCAA